AUGCUAAGCUACGCUAACGGUGUUGUGUGCCCAGGCUUCCUGGCCUACGCGGCCGCCGUGCUGCUGCUCUGCGGCGUGCUGGUCGUCUUCUUCUCGCCUCGCGUCGGCCGCUCCAACAUCUUCGUCUACGUGGGGAUCUGCUCGCUGCUGGGCGCCUUCACCGUGUCCUCCGUGAAGGGCCUCGCCAUCGCCGCCCACACCGUGGUUCGUGACCUCUCGGUGCUCGCCAGCCCGCUCACCUGGAUCCUGCUGGUCACGCUCAUCGUCUCCAUAGUGACGCAGGUGAACUACCUGAACAAGUCUCUGGACUGCUUCAACACCCUGCUGGUCUACCCCGUGUACUACGUCCUCUUCACCUCCGUGGUCCUGUCCACCUCCGUGGUCCUCUUCCAGGAGUGGAGGCGCAUGGCGGCCGUGGACGUGGUCACCACGCUGGGCGCCUUCCUGGUCAUCGUGGUGGGCGUGGCCAUGCUGCACCUGUUCAAGGAGAUGCAGAUGACGUUGGUGCAGCUGACCAAUCAGCUGUCUCAGCCGGUGGAGAGGGCGGGGCUUCCACAGGAGGUGUCAGCCAAUGGAGGAGCAGCAGCAGGAGGUGGAAGCAACAAUAAAAAGGAGGAUAAAUACGGACUGAUGGACAACAUGGUGCUAGAGAGUCUUCCUCCCAUGAGAGAGGAGGGGCCCAGGGUCUUCAUCAUCAGCUGAGGAAGACCAGGGGCUUCCUGUCUGGACCUGUAGUCCAGACCGUGGGUUGUAGUCCUGUUCGUCUAAAGACACAAACAACUACGACAAAUACACAAACAACUACUACAAACACACAAACAACUACUACAAACAACUACUACAAACACACAAACAACUACGACAAACUACUACAAACACACAAACAACUACUACAAACACACAAACAAACAACUACUACAAACACACAAACAACUACGACAAACAACUACUACAAACACACAAACAACUACUACAAACACACAAACACACAAACAACUACUACAAACACACAAACAACUACGACAAACAACUACUACAAACACACAAACAACUACGACAAACACACACACAAACAACUACUACAAACACACAAACAACUACUAGAGGAAGUGUACAGGAAGUGUAGAGGAAAUGUACACAGUGAAGAGGAAGUGUAGCGGAAGUGUACUCAGUGUAGAGGAAGUGUACACAGUGAAGAGGAAGUGUACACAGUGAAGAGGAAGUGUAGAGGAAGUGUACACAGUGUAGAGGAAGUGUACACAGUGAAGAGGAAUUGUAGAGGAAGUGUACACAGUGAAGAGGAAGUGUACACAGAGAUCAAUACACUUCCCUUCCCAUUGGCAACUUUAAUAAUCAGCUGCUAAAGAAGAGUUUGUUUAACAAACAUUUUGUGAAUGGUGUGUUGUUGUUGUUGUUGUUGUUGACGGAUGAAAGAACAACAGCAGGGCGGUGUGACGGCUCCCUGGACGUCCUCUGGGCCUGGAGGAAGCAGCUGCUUCCGGAGCUCCUCCUCCUCAUGGAGCUGAACACCGCCCACUUAAAGGGAAACACACGUCUCCCUGCUGGUGGUGUUUCUCCCUGAGCCGUGAGCUCUGGUCUCUCUCGAGGAGCCUUCACACCGUGUUCAGCCUCAGGCUCCAUCUCACCAGACGCGCCUCAGAAACGCGUCGCCCGCUCAACCUUUGAUCCCCUCUGGCGCCUUUCAGACGCGUCUUCUAAACGCCACGCGGCGGGUUUCUUGCGCUUAAAAGCUAAAAUAUUCUCAACUUUAGACGCGAGGCGCGGAGGAGCGCCGCUCGUCAACGACACACUCGGCCAAGGCAGCCAAUGGGAUCAAGCAGGAGGCCCAAGGCAGCCAAUGGGAUCAGGCAGGAGGCCCAAGGCAGCCAAUGGGAUCAGGCAGGAGGCUUUCCUUCCUGUCCCCCGAGGAGAACUUCAUCUUGUAUAUUAUAUUCACGGUAUUUAAUGACGAGGAUCUUUAUCAUCCUGAAUCUACUCUCAAACUCACUCGUGCUCAGGAAGGGAGCUGAAGCCAUGAGACACAACUCAUGGAGGAGAUGCUGGUGUUCGCCGAACUCUUAUCAUUCUUCUUUUUUUUAAAUAUCUUGAACCCAAAAGCAACGGUUGGUUGCGCGCGCAGGUCCGCUCCACAGCGCCGCGCUGUUUGGCCCGGCACGUUUUUGACAAGACGUCUUUGGUGCGGCUGCGAUUAUAGAGGCGCACGCGUCUGUACGUUGACUUUUCAUGGGAUUCGGUCGCGCGAAAAAAUAGUUUCGCUUUUGGUGUGAACGCACCUUUAGACUUGUGUUGAACCUGCACAUAUUUAUUAUAUCAGGUGUACAACCUUGGUGCCAUGAAAAGAGAUCCAAGUGAGACCUCGCUGUGACUGAAGGGAGUCUUCUGCCAUAUAUACGUGUGUGUGUGUAUAUAUAUAUAUAUAUAUGUGUGUGUGUGUAUAUAUAUAUAUAUAUAUACGUGUGUGUGUGUAUAUAGAGAGAGAUAGUUUCAUUUGUUUAGUUCAAACUUUUAUUUUUAAUGUAAUCAUUUCAUUUCAAUAACAUUAUGUAAUUAUUCAUUUCCUUAAAGAACAUGAUGUCUUAAUCAUUUCAUUAAAGAACAUGAUGUCUUAAUCAUUUCAUUAAAGAACAUGAUGUCUUAAUCAUUUCAUUAAAUAACAUGUCUUAAUCAUUUCAUUAAAGAA
Pseudoliparis swirei is the source of this 2701-nucleotide messenger RNA. RefSeq names its product magnesium transporter NIPA4-like. Gene Ontology annotation, molecular function: magnesium ion transmembrane transporter activity. Gene Ontology annotation, biological process: magnesium ion transport. Lineage: Eukaryota; Metazoa; Chordata; Actinopteri; Perciformes; Liparidae. The transcript is spliced from 4 exons. The record is from RefSeq and is a predicted model, not a curated record. Gene Ontology annotation, cellular component: membrane. The coding region runs from base 1 to 702 and encodes 233 amino acids.